This is a messenger RNA of Clunio marinus, 753 nucleotides long. NCBI's taxonomy places the organism in Eukaryota, Metazoa, Arthropoda, Insecta, Diptera, Chironomidae. The record is from the annotation of a GenBank genome assembly.
CUUUCUUUUCUUUCGAAAUUACUCCAACAUGGGUAUUUCUCGCGAUUCAUUUCAUAAAAGACGGGCCACUGGUGGUAAGAAAGCUCAAAUUCGCAAGAAGCGAAAGUAUGAAUUAGGUCGUCCACCAACUAAUACAAAGAUUGGAGCUCAACGCAUCCACUUUGUAAGAACUCGAGGUGGUAACCGUAAGUUCCGUGCUCUUCGUUUGGAAACCGGAAAUUUCGCAUGGGCUUCACAAGCAACUGCACGCAAAACUCGUAUUCUUGAUGUUGUUUACAACGCAUCAAACAAUGAGUUGGUUCGUACGAAGACAUUGGUGAAGAACUGUAUCAUUACCAUCGAUGCCACACCAUUCAAACAGUUCUAUGAAUCACAUUACUUACUUCCAUUGGGACGUAAGAAGGACGGCAAACAACAACAACUUGCUGAAGGUGAGGAAGAUCCGCUCUUAAAGAAACGCGGAAAGGAUGCACUCAAAAAAUAUGAAGCCAGACAAAAGUUUGCAAAAGUUGAAACAGCUCUUGAAGAACAAUUCUUGCAAGGACGUUUAUUAGCAAGCAUUUCAUCUCGUCCAGGACAAUGCGGUCGUGCUGAUGGAUACCUUCUUGAAGGCAAGGAACUCGAGUUCUACAUUAAGAAGAUUAAAUCCAAGAAAUCCAAGUAAAAAAUGAAACAAUUUUCCGAAAUGCUGUAACAGAAAUACCUUGUGAAUUAAAGCAUUUCUUAAAUAAAGAAAUCAACAACAUAAAUUAA